UAUAAUUUCAAAAUAAUAUAUUUUCCGCGAAGCCAGAUAUAAGCUCGAUGUUAUGCAUUCUGCUCCUGAGCACAAGCGGAACAAGAAAUAGACUUUGAAUUCAACAAUCGCUCGCAGUAAUUGUACGAUGCAUGCAGCUGCUUGCAGACCUUAAAUCUAAGGAGCACAACAUUAGGGCACACCGCAAUGCAUACUUAUAGAGUUGCCUUCUUCACGGGAAAACAGUCCUGGGCUGGUACAAAUGCAAAUAUAUACCUUACGAUACAUGGCACUGACGGAGAAUCGGAGACUUUCACAUUCGAAAAUGAAGGCCGCAGGACUUUUGAAAGUGGAAUGAAGAACUCCUUCUCAGUUAAUACAAAACGUUCCUUGGGAAAUCUGACCAAAGUACGUGUUGGACAUGAUAAUACUGGCUUAAAUCCUGGUUGGUUCCUGGAAAGGGUAGAAGUACUGGAUGCUAAAACCGGAGAGGUAUCUGAGUUCGAUUGCUAUAAGUGGUUUGAUACGGGCACUGGUGAUCGUAGAAUAAGACGAGAUGUUMGAAGAUCAGGCGUGUCUAUGGAAACAGCUGCAGUGCAAAGGUUCCAAGAGCAAAAUAUCAUCGUUGAAGAACAAGAGAUUGAACUCAAAGCAAAUUUGGAGACCUUYGAGGAACCUCCACUAUUUGAAGACGAUGAGGUCGAAGAAAGUGUUGAGGAGCCACAAGAAAUCAAACUAGAGACGUUUGAGGAACCACCGCCCAUUGAAGACGAUGAAGCUGAAGAAAAGGUUGAGGAGACAGAAGACAUCAUUAUCUACAAGUACACCAUGACAUUCCAUACCGGCUCAAUGGCAUUCGCAGGGACAAACGCUAAUGUUUUUGUAACUUUGUAUGGGGAAGAUGAAACGAAAGAAGAGUUUAAAUUCGAAAACAAGGCUGGAAAUUCGUUAUUCGAAAAAGGAAUGAAAAAUUCUUUUCCGAUCGGGUCGAGAAUUCCUCUGCAAAAUUUAACAAAGCUUCUUGUUGGACACGACAACAGCGGCAUAUUUCCUGGUUGGUACAUAAUAGAGAUCGUAGUAGAAAACACCAAUUCAGGAGAAAAAGCACAAUUUCCUUGUAAUCAGUGGUUGGAGGAUAAAGCUUGGGUACUUGAAAAUGAGAUCACGUGUCUCUUGACAAGAGAUAAAGGUGAUCCUGGCCUUUCACCGAUAAAAAACGGUGAAGAUAGUGAAAAAAGUGAACCAGAUGGCAAACMUUUAGAUGAAAAGGAGUAUUUUUACACCGUUCAUAUUAUAUCUGAAGUUUCAUACGGGRCUUUAGGCGACGACCAAAUCAUUUACACACUCUACGGAAAGAAUGGCCAAUCAGAGAGACAGACAUUCGACCAAACUGAACGUUCGUUUGAGAAGAGAGCGAGAGGCACGAUGGAAAUCAAAUUAUCUAAGGAUCUCGGCCAAUUGGAGAAAAUCAGGAUUGGAUUAGACAGAAAUGAAGGAGCAUCUCCUUGGAUCUUGGUAAUGGUUGUCGACCAUCAGUUCAACGAGACUGUGGUUUUUAUCUGUGAUUGCUGUUUUAUUAACGAUAAACAAGCACACAUCCUYCACGAUCAUUUCUCUGUAUUCGUGGACGCAAAGAAUGACGUCAUGGCAUUAGACAAAGACGAGUGCAACGAUUGGYCAACAGCCAAACACACCAAGGAUGUCGACGUACGAAGUCGAAGCGCUAAUCUACCAAACACACCUCCUAUAAUCAAGGCCGUGUUGAGGCUCGAUGACGUCCCUUGCCCUUAUCAAACAGCGAUCAAGAAUUUUACAGAUUGGGACAAAAGGUUUAGGUGGGACAAAACACUUACUAAUGUUAACGUCUUGGAAAAGAUUGGAGAUUUUACUCUUGUUAAAUGCUCUCUGAAGAUGCCUCUGUUAGUGACCAGCCGAGAGGUUGUACUUGCUUGCCUCGAUUAUUCUGACGAUCGGUGUUACAUGCAGACUAUGUGCAACACACUUCAUCCAAGGGCUUUGAUUGAUAACAAAAAAAUAAGAGCGAAGACUUUCAAGUCAGGCAUCAUUAUUCAUGAYUUAGAGAAUGAGUCCAACUCUGCCAGCGUCACUGUAGUAUCCCAGGUCGAGCUGGGAGGYUGGAUCCCACCAGUCGUCAAAGCCGACUACCUCACAAAUGCUCCCAUAAAACAAUUGGAGUUCUUUAAAGAUUUUGUCACGCAACACAAAGACACCAUUAAAGACGGAAGUAUAAGAGAACGGAAGUUGGACACACAAAACGGAAGUGCACAAGACCGGAAGCCGAUUGUAUUGAACGGAAUCUAAAUGAGAAUUUUGAAGUCGAAGACAAGUCUGUCUUUAAAAUAAUGAAAGCGCAUUAGUUUUAAUUGCUUUGUASCAUUUUUGUUAAAAAAGCCUUUCUAUUAAUUAAAUCAAAUUAAAUUUUGUUUGAUUUUCUUAAUGGAAUGCCAGUUUCCGCCAGUGACGUCAUGCCUGUUUUGGCGAAGUGCAUCAUGGUAUUGGCCAGAGUAUCAAAAUGGCGGAUAUCUUACAAAAUGUUUCCAAGCAAAAUUUAAGGUUAUCUGUCGUCAAAAAACCUCUCUUAUAAGACUGCAGUCAAAUAAAAUCCUCUCAAAACACAAUAAUGUGUUCAUAUCAUUCAUUUUUUCUUCAUUACUUGUAUUUUAGAGAAAUUAUCAAUUCGACUUCUUGAGACCACAGCACAGCUUGUUCAACUAUUUCACUAAACUUGUUGAAACAAUACACAAAGAUGCACAUGUAAUUUAUAUUGUAACAAAAAUGUAAAAAAAUCCGUUGAAAGAGCAUUAAAUGAGAUUUUUACACACUAGCGUA
This is a messenger RNA of Exaiptasia diaphana, 2829 nucleotides long. Its product is annotated as lipoxygenase homology domain-containing protein 1. Lineage: Eukaryota; Metazoa; Cnidaria; Anthozoa; Actiniaria; Aiptasiidae. The coding region runs from base 187 to 2301 and encodes 704 amino acids. Gene Ontology annotation, molecular function: lipid binding; protein binding. The record is from RefSeq and is a predicted model, not a curated record. The transcript has 19 exons.